AAUACACCACUAACUAGUAUCUUUAAACACAUGUGGGAAGCUGGAGGGUUUUAGAAUGACAGCCACAUACAGUAUAAGGAUGACGUUUCCAACGGUCACGUGACUCUUUACAGUAAGUCCAACAUGGCAGAUGGAGCAGGUCUUGCACGGUGACUAAAGCAACAUUUCAACUAAAGCGGACAACCUAAACUCCACUCCGCCGCGGGACAUCCACCAUGAGGGAGAGGCAGAAGAAAAAGAAGGGCAGGACGUGGGCGGAAGCCGCUAAAACGGUUUUGGAGAAGUACCCUAAUACUCCUAUGAGCCAUAAAGAGAUCCUGCAGGUCAUCCAAAGAGAGAGGCUUAAAGAAAUAAGAAGCGGAACCUCGCCGCUGGCAUGCCUGAAUGCCAUGCUGCACACAAACUCUCGGGGUGACGAGGGCAUCUUCUACAAAGUCCCGGGCAGGAUGGGAGUCUACACGUUAAAGAAGGACAUCUCAGAGGGGGUGAAGAAGCUGUCGGAGGAGGGCUCCGAUGAGAGCAGCGACAAUCUAUCGGACUCCCGAAGCUCGGAGAACAGCAGCACCGUUCCUCCAGAGGGCAGGAGAGGACGGUGGAUGCGAAGAGUCCCCUCCAAGCUGCAGUCACAGCCGUCGUCUCCGCAGCCACAGUGCUCAUCGCCUCCCGUCUCCUCCAGUAAACUCAUCUCUCCCUCACAGAAACACAGCAAGAAAGCACUCAAACAGGCGCUGAAGCAGCAACAGCAGAGAAAUCAGCGCAGACAGGGUGGUAUGCCAGCCAUCUCCAGCUCCAGGCUGCUGCUAAAGACCAUCAAAGACAUGGCAGAAAACAUUACAACAAAGACUGAGUUAUGCCACCCUGUCGGACCCAGAAAAGUUCCUCAGAGGUCCGAUCGUCUCAAUGCAGGGCAAAUAAAACGCACAAAGUGUAAAAUAGACGUGGAAACGCCAGACUCCAUUUUGGUUAACACCAACCUGAGAGCCCUCAUCAACAAGCACACCUUCUCCGUCCUGCCUCCCGACUGCCAGCAGAAGCUGGUCAAACUCCUGCCUGAGGUCGACCGACAGGCUUGCUUGGACGGCCUUCUGAAGGUUACGAGCUCGGCUUUAAACAACGAAUUCUUUGCAUCAGCAGCGCAGUCUUGGAAAGAGAGGCUGGCUGAAGGGGAAUUCACACCCGAGCUGCAGGUCCGAAUGCGUCAGGAAAUCGAGAAGGAGAAGAAAGUUGAGCACUGGAAGGAGGCUUUCUUCGAAAAUUACUACGGGGAAAAUUCAGGCCUCAGCUACGAGGAGUCCAAAGAGCUGAUAGAGCCCGAUGGGAAUAAGGAGACUGUCAGGCGCCGCUCUCCUGUUUGCCAGAAAAAUCCAGCUGCUCAGCCUCUGGAGGACAAGAAGAGCGCCAAGGACUGCGUCCAGACCAAUGCUGCCCCGAGAGACAAGAAACCAGCGGAGAAAUCCCCGGACCCACCGAAGGAGCUGCCCCGACACAAAGAGUCCGUCCCCACCACGGAGCCCAUGAAGACGCGUCGGUCGCAGCACGCGGAGGAUCGAAAGCUCAGCGCAGCCGCUCAGACCGGGCCGCCGCCGCCGCCGCCGGCUGUGAAAACACUGAAACCGGCCGAGCGGAGCCCGACUAGCACACUUCAUGAAAAGCAACAGAAGGAGGAAAAAGAGGAGAAGAAACUCCCCGAGUCGCCCGUGAAGACGAGCCCCCCACUAAAGCCCAGUGUGGAUGUAAAGGAUGACCAGCUAGUGACCGCGGUGAGACCUGCUGCGGGUGACGAAGAGGUCGCCUCGGAGCCCAGCGCCGGCUCGGACGCCCACAAAAGGAAAACCCUCUGCGAGACGGAGGGGGAGGUGACUCCAGAGAAAAGACCCCGUUUGUCUUCCGUUUCCUCCGUGUCAUCGGUCUCCUCCGCGUCAUCCAUGUCCAGUCCCGCCACGCCAUCUCCGACAAGUCAGAGGGUCCCGCCUCUCAAGAUCCCAGUGUCACGAAUUCUUCCUGUCCCUCUGUCACCAAGCCAAGUCUCACCAAAGACUCACCUCCAGGGCCCGCUCAGCAGCCCGGGCCACACCGGAGCUCGCACGCUGGCUUACAUCAAAGCCAAAGCUCAGCUCGCCCGAGCGCAGCGCGUAGCAGCCGCCGCCGUGUCAUCCGCAUCGAAGGGAACGGUGCCGGGGCCGGGGCCGGGUGGAGGUAGCGGCGGUGAUCACGGGCAGCCAUCACCCAGCCCCAGCCUCAGCCCAACUUCCCCACAGGCCUACACCAGAUUACCAGCCACCAGCAGCAGCAGCAACCAAUCCAGUGAGCUUUCUCCUCCGCUCAGCUCAAGGCCAGCUGAUGAGAGGCAAAGCAAUCAUUUUACCAGUACAGUCCAAAAGAGCUCCAAUGCUUCAGUAGAACAUUCAUCAAUGCAGACUGUAAAGGAUAAGGACGCCCCAACAAGUGCUGCAUCACUAACCAGAACCAGUUCUUUCAUUCCAGCAAACAACCCCCUUGUGACACAGUUGCUGCAGGGAAAAGAGGUUCCACUGGACCAGAUCCUUCCAAAACCCCUCUCCCACACGGAGAUUCGGGUGUCGAGCCAGGCUUCUGGAAAUAAGGGGAAAAUGACACAUUUUGUUGAUCAUAAAGGAGAUAGGCACGUGUCUGCACAAGCCAAUACCGCCGGACGUGCCGCAGAAUGCACAAAACAUCACCGGGAGCUUCCCGAUAAGGAAACCCAAGAGCAGAUCCUACAGACGCUGAUGCAGAGGAAAGCUCAGCAACAGAGGCAGCCGCCUGGAGGAGCAGGGCUGCUGCCCGCACACCACAGGGUGCCGCAAAUGCUGCACACACAGGAGUGUCGGGAGCAGUCCAGAGUGUUGGUUGGCUUUCUGGGUCGGAAGAAGAUCCCUAAGCCGGCCAUGACGGGGCAUUACCUGCUCAACGUGUCCACGUACGGCAGGGGAUCAGAGAGCAGGAGACUGCAGCUGUCAGUCUGCCCCAACAAGUCUGCUUUGAAGAGGGAAAGCACAGACGGAAAGGAGACGGCUAAGACGGAAGAACCAGUGAAGAAAGAUUUCACGUUCGUUACUAGGGUGAAAGCCGAGCAGCAGGGAUGUGCGGUUGCCAGGGCCGACGACCCGGCAAGUUUUCAGCAUUGCUCUGGCGUAAAGACUGAGCCUGGAUCUGAGAGCAAUGGAGCCAGUGGUGCCGACAAUGGCGUCACCAGUGCUAAAGCCAAAGACAUCAGUCCGUUUUCUCCAGCGCACCGAAGUCACCUCGAACUCCGCAAUAACAAUCAAGGAAACUCUGAGCCAUAUCUUUCCCUCAUGGACCCCGGUCACCAGCAGCUCACUGCCUUUCAGAGGGCGCUUGACAAUCAGGAGUCGGCGGUAGCCUCCAGCUACGGCGGCACCAUCAGCAUGUCUGUACCUCACACUCUGGACCAAAAUGCCGCGGGCACCGCCUCUUCCGCACCCUCAUCGGAGGUCGACGGGAGGGGCAUUUGUGGGAGCGUCAUGUCGUUCUCGGUGACCGUCACCACGAUACCAGCCGGUCACGCGCUAGACCACGGCAAUCAGGGUGAACCCUCGCGGGAGCAGUCCUUCAUCGAGGGCGCCAACAUGGAGGACGUUCAGUCGAAAUGCUAUUGCCGACUGAAGGCGAUGAUCAUGUGCAAAGGCUGUGGAGCCUUCUGCCACGAUGACUGUAUUGGCCCUUCGAAGCUGUGUGUGUCAUGUUUAGUGGUACAGUGAAAUGGAGUUAAUAAUAACUAAACGAUGUAAGGGUUUCAUUAGGCAUGGGCCGGUAUGUGCAACACAAUAUCAGGGUCACUUAGAGAACGAAUUAAGAAAAAAUGGUUAUUUUUUCCUCUCUGUCCAUUUUAAGAAAAAGUCAAGAGAGAGUAGCAUAAAGUCCAAACACAAAAUUGUUUAAAAUGUCCAGAAGUAGUUAAUACUUUGUUUUUUCAAUUAAAAACGUUGAAAUGUCAUGGAAUAGGUCAAAAAGAAAUUUUUAAAGUAAAAAAAAUACAUUUUCAAGAACAAGUUAUGACAACAACAAAGCUAAACGUCAAGAAAAAGUCUAAAUACUUUUUUCCAAAGAUGAAAUGAAAAAUAAAUCCAGAUUUAGAGAGCCUUGGGUGUUUUUUUCCCCUCAAAAACAUCAACAUUUUUAAAUCAAACGGUGGAGUGGUGGUGGCGCCCCGAUGCUGCUAUAAUGGAUAUAAUAAGUUAAAUAAUUAAAACGCUAAAAUUCUUCUGUUUUGCUUGAACUGUUAUUGGCAACGGAUUUUAAUCAACAAUUGAAAUCCCUGUUUUCAAGCCAAAUCUUGUUAAGUCUAAAGUUUUCUGUAACCCAGGAGCUGUAUGGCUUAACAAGAACGUUUUGAUUUGACUGGAAGCUCCAUGGAUGUAUGACAAAUUGAUUUUAGCUGCUUAACUAAAGAUACUGUCUGUUUGAGUGAGCUAACUUAACUGACUUGCUGCAUUUAACAUUUUAAAAUUAAAGCAGUUCAAUUUUGAGCUGCACUUCUGUAGUUUCCAAACUAUGACCGUAAGUACUUUUUGCGUGUCGUGAACUAUUUCAAAACAGCCAAAUUUGUCUUUUAUUUUGUGACAUGAAACUUUACAGCAUCGCCUUACUGUACGGUCCAUUUCGCCAAAGGUACUUGGCUCUCACUCCAGCCAUUUUUCUGGCAUCUCAUCAAAAUGAAAUUGAAACAACAAAUCAAGUAGAUUUAUUCAUAUAUAUAUAUAUAUACCUGUAUAUAUAUAUUUGGUAUGCCUUGAUACCGGCCCAUGCCUAAGCGUCACAUGCCGUCGAGGCACAAAUAUGGCAUGAGGUUGUUUAGAGUGAAUAGAAAAUGUGGUGCGGUAUCUUAACUGUUCUACGCCUGCGACAGCCAGGAUCUGAUCACUGUUGGAAAAAAGCAAGAAUUUACACUGGACGGUCUUGUUUUUUCAACCACACCUCUUUUUACAGAUGCCAAUCGAUUUUCAAUCAGUUUAAUACUCAGUCAGAUGUGCGAGAAAUCUCACAUUCAACGUUUGCACUCAGCUAGAUUAGUCUAUAUUUUUAUAUAAAAUAUAUAUAUAUACAUGUGUGUGUAUUGUUUUUAAAAGAGGGAAAAUGAAUGUUUCUAUUUUUAGGACUUCAUGACUGUUCUGUGUUGAGACUGAACUUUUUAUCGUAGGGUUAAUUGGGGUUACUAUCAAGAAAAGGCACUAGAGAAAAUCAUGGGUUGUACAAUACCUCCUGCCUGGAUUUUUAUGCAUGUGUGGCAGGGAAGUAACAAUUUUAUAUAUAUAUAUAUAUAGUAUAUGUACAAUAUAUAUAUAUAUAUAUAUAAAAAAGAAAGGUACAUUAAUACAGAGUACACUGGUAUUUAAAAACGUUUAUGGAUUUAUAGGUUUAUUGAGAAAUUAUGCAUAAAAUGUUUUUAAAAUCUGCCCAUGUGGAUUGCACAUAAAAAUUAUGGCAUCAAAUUGCCUGCAAAGGAUCAUGUUGUAAAGUUGGAAUUCAGCGUAGCACUUAAAUUCAAAUUUAACAUUUUUAAUAGAAAGUGGUUUAUCUUCCCUGUUGUUGUUUUUUUUUUUAUAUCAAAUACAAGUUUAACGUCAUCUGCUACUGUUUUAAAGCCACAUUUUCCCUCCUUAAAACUGUUUUGUAGCUAAAGUGUCCCAUAAAUUGGAGUUGGGUUUUUUUUCUGUAUAGAUUGAUGACAGUUGAAAUGAAAACACUCAAAGUAAAGGGAGAAAAUGAAGACCUUUUCUUUUCACUGUAAAUACUAGAUGUAGGUAGUCAAUAUUUUCUUUGUGCAGCACACUUAUCCAUUUUUAUUACUACAAAAAGAUGUUUGACAAUCGAAAGAAAAACAUUAUACAGUCAAAUAAUUGUAGAUUUUCUAAAAAUUAUCUGUUGGUACAAAAAGUCACAAAUUUAUAGAUGAGUAUAACCGUUUACCUCUGACCUUCCCAGAAAAUGAGAAUCUUCCAUUUUAAGGUAAUAUGAGGUAUUGUAAGCCUAAUUAUUCACAAUAACCAUUGUGACGUAAAGUACAUUGUAAUAUGAACACAAUCUAAGUGCUUACUUAACCCCACAUUACUUUUCAAAAGGGUCAGUGGAAAACUGUUAACUCAAGCAAAAAUAAAAAUAAAAAUCAAAUAAUUUUUUAUAGUAUCCAGCACAGGUGAAAUUUUUUCUGUUUUAUAGCCGUUGUUUUCCAGGUAAAAUGCCAAAGCCACCUUAAAAAAACAAAAAUAAUCAGAAGUUGUUUAUAAUCUCAGACUUGUUAAUCAAAGUAAUAUAUUUUAAUUAAUAUAUUUUAAUAUAAAAGAUCUAUUUACUAUUUUUUGGGACAAAUCAACAAGGUAUUUGCUAUAGUAAUUUAUUGGCUGUCCGUUUUGUUAUGUUUUUUCCCCUGUAACUUGUAGACAGGACAGACCACCAUAAGGAAUGAUUGAACUUUGUAUCUGAAAUUGCCCAAGUAUGGCUGUGUGAACCAGUCUUUGCAAUCAGUCCAUUUGUCUAAACCGCCCUUUGAAGAUUUUGUCUGUGUGCAUCCUUUGUCUACAAUUAUGACUUUUUUUCUUUUACAAACUAUGGCUCAGUCUAAAAUUUUAAGUUGAUCCAUUUUUACCUGUAUUUUUUUUUUAUGUAUAACUGGAUGGUCAUGUCUGUUAAAUUUGGGUUUCAGGAUAUGUAUUAGAAAAGUAUUAGAAAAAAACUCUUUUAUGCAGUUAGUCAUUUUAAUGUGAAUAGCACGUCUUACAUGCUAUUCUUACGUGAAUAGCUUGUAAGACGUGAAUAGAAUCAGAGACGGCUGUAUUUACAGUUAAAUUUGGGGACUGGAACGCACUUCAAGAAAGGCAGCUUGACGAAGACUGAAACGUGCAUCAGGCGGCAGUCUUCAUUUUUACUGAAGCUACCUGUUUGUGUAAAUUUAGAUGAGUGGUUAAUCGAGAACUAGCUGGGUUGAGGUUACUAUGGGCAAUCACCAUCUUUUUCUUUUUCAACUGUCACAUUUGUCACUAGUUUCAUUUGUUACACUCGUCUGUUUCACUCUGUGUCCAGUAAAACUCCAGUGAAUGUAACAUGGUAAUCUGCACUUGUAAACAAAAUGUAUUUAAAAGUUAUAAUCUAUUAUGAAUAAAAUAAUUUUAAAAUA
Molecule: messenger RNA, 7153 nt
Organism: Xiphophorus couchianus (Monterrey platyfish)
Lineage: Eukaryota; Metazoa; Chordata; Actinopteri; Cyprinodontiformes; Poeciliidae
Gene: asxl2
Product: ASXL transcriptional regulator 2
Exons: 13
Coding region: 216-3740 (1174 amino acids)
Biological process (GO): animal organ morphogenesis; positive regulation of transcription by RNA polymerase II
Cellular component (GO): PR-DUB complex
Molecular function (GO): DNA binding; peroxisome proliferator activated receptor binding; chromatin binding
Source: RefSeq, a predicted model, not a curated record